CAUAGUAAUGCAAAAACUAUCAAGCCCUAAAAAUAAAUACAUACAGCUCGUUGGCUAAAACACACUCUCAGCGAUACAAUCGGCGGCGUAGAUAAAUCUAUCUACAUAUACAUACAAUACAUACAGAGCUCUUGAAUCUUGAAGCUGAGUUGACGAUUUUAGUAUUUUAGCAGGAUUAGUGGCUGAGCAAUAUGUCGAAUUUUGCGAAGCCGGAGAAUGCUCUCAAGAGAGCUGAGGAGCUGAUUAAUGUGGGUCAGAAGCAAGAUGCUUUGCAAUCUCUUCACGAUUUGAUUACUUCAAAGAGGUACCGUGCGUGGCAGAAGACGCAUGAGAAGAUCAUGUUCAAGUAUAUUGAGCUUUGUGUGGACAUGAGAAGAGGCAGGUUUGCAAAAGAUGGGCUGAUUCAAUACCGGAUAAUAUGUCAACAAGUGAAUGUCAGUUCGUUGGAGGAGGUUAUUAAGCACUUCAUGGACCUUUCUACUAAGAAAGCUGAGUCUGCUCGUAGUCAGGCACAAGCCUUAGAAGAAGCUCUUGAUGUUGAUGACUUAGAAGCUGAUAAUAGGCCUGAAGAUCUUAUGUUGAGUUAUGUCAGUGGUGAAAAAGGAAAGGAUCGGUCUGAUCGCGAGCUUGUUACCCCAUGGUUUAAGUUUUUAUGGGAGACAUAUCGCACAGUUCUUGAAAUACUGAGGAACAACUCUAAGUUAAUGGCCCUCUAUGCGGAUACUGCACACCGUGCUUUCCAGUUCUGUAAGCAAUACAAGCGAUCUACAGAGUUCCGAAGGCUGUGUGAGAUUAUCAGGAAUCAUUUAGCAAAUCUGAACAAAUAUAGAGACCAGAGGGAUCGUCCUGACCUUUCUGCACCUGAAAGCAUGCAAUUCUAUCUCGAUACAAGAUUUGAGCAAUUAAAGAUUGCUACCGAACUUGAACUUUGGCAGGAAGCGUUCCGUUCUGUGGAGGAUAUCUAUGGGUUGACAUGCAUGGUGAAGAAAAUGCCUAAAACAUCCUGGAUGGCUGUAUAUUAUGCUAAACUAACGGAGAUAUUUUGGAUCUCUUCUAGUCAUCUUUAUCAUGCAUAUGCGUGGUUCAAACUUUUUCAACUUCAGAAAAGCUUUAAUAAAAACCUUAAUCAGAAGGACUUGCAGCUAAUAGCAUCUUCUGUUCUUUUAGCUGCAAUGUCAGUUCCCCCCUACGACCACACACGUCGAGCAUCUCAUUUGGAACUUGAACAUGAGAAGGAGCGCAACAUGAGGAUGUCUAAUCUUAUCGGUUUCAAUCUUGACACCAAGACUGAGGGCAGAGACAUGCUCUCUCGAUCAUCACUACUUUCAGAUCUGAUGUCGAAAGGUGUAAUGACCUAUGUUACUCAGGAGGUGAAAGAUCUUUAUCAUCUUUUGGAGCAUGAAUUUCUGCCUCUGGAUUUGGCAUCGAAAGUUCAACCUUUGUUGGCAAAGAUUUCAAACGUUGGGGGUAAAAUUUCAUCAGCUUCAUCUGUACCAGAAGUACAGCUUUCCCAGUAUGUUCCCGCGUUGGAGAAGCUGGCUACUUUGAGAUUGCUGCAGCAGGUGUCUCAAGUUUAUCAAACAAUGAGCAUUGAGAGUUUAGCCAAGAUGGUCCCCUUUUUUAGUUUCCCGGCUGUGGAGAAACUCUCUGUAGAUGCGGUCAAACAUGAUUUUGUUGCAAUGAAAGUUGACCAUAUGAAGGGAGCUGUUAUAUUUAGUACUUUGGGUCUUGAGUCGGAUGGUCUGCGCAAUCAUCUUGGCUUAUUUGCUGAAAAUUUAAAUAGAUCAAGGUCGAUGAUUUACCCUUCUGAGAGGAAAAUAUCAAAACUAGGUGAGAUGCUGCCUAAUUUAGCCGAAGUUGUUGACAAGGAGCACAAAAGGCUGCUUGCUCGGAAAUCAAUUAUAGAGAAGAGAAAGGAAGAACAAGAACGUCAUCUUCUAGAGCGGGAACGUGAGGAAGAAUCAAAACGGCUUAAGCUGCAGAAAAUAACUGAAGAGGCAGAGCAGAGAAGGCUUGCAUCUGAAAUUGAGCAGAGGAGAAAUCAGAGAAUUUUAAGGGAAAUUGAGGAGAGAGAGCUUGAAGAAGCACAAGCCUUGCUUCAAGAGGCUGAAAAGCGUGGUAAAAAGAAGGGAAAGAAGACAGUUAUGGAUGGAGAGAAAGUGACAAAGCAGUCUUUGAUGGAGUUGGCUCAUAAUGAACAAUUAAGAGAAAGGCAAGAUAUGGAAAAAAGAUUGCAAAAGUUAGGUAAAACGAUGGAUUACUUGGAAAGGGCAAAAAGAGAAGAAGCAGCACCUUUGAUUGAAGCAGCAUUUCAACGUCGUCUGGCAGAAGAGAAGGUGCUUCAUGAACAUGAACAACAGCAAGAGAUAGAGAUAAGCAGGCAGCGUCAUGAUGGGGAUCUCAAGGAAAAGAAUAGGCUGCUAAGGAUAUUGGACAGCAAGAUACAAUUUCAGAAUAAAGUUGUGAAACAUCGGGAAGCUGAGUAUGAGAGGUUGAGAAAGGAAAGACAUGAACGAAUUGAACAAAUCCUGCAGGCACGGAAGGAGGAGAGAGAAAGUAAGAGAAAAAUGUUGUUUUAUUUGAGUGUUGAGGAAGAAAGACUGAAAAAGCUUCAAGAAGAGGAAGAAGCUCGCAAGCGUGAAGCGGCUGAAAGACGCAAGAAAGAGGAGGCUGAGCACCGGGCAAAGAUGGAUGAAAUUGCAGAGAAGCAGAGGCGAAGGGAGCAGGAAGUGGAAGAAAAGAGGAGAAGUGAACUACUUGCUAGGUCUUCUGAAAUUCCUAUUGCAGCUCGUCCAUUGGAAACACCAGCUGCUCCAGAAGUAGCACCUGUUGUUCCAGCUGUUGCAGCACCAGCGCCAGGAAAGUAUGUGCCUCGGUUCCGUCGAGCUGAAGCACAGGCUCCCCCUCCGGAACCUGACCGAUGGGGUAGUGGCCGACAGGAUGAUCGGGCACCCCCUCCUGGUGGUGAUAGGUGGCGUAGUGGAGGUGGUCAAAGACAACCUUGGACAUCAUCCAGGAUCCCCCCAAGGGGUGGCUAAAUUAUCUGGAGCUGGUGUACUUCAACAGUUGGUGAAUCAUAUGAUCGUUUGUUAAGAUAGUUGUUAGACAUCAAACUAAAUGAUAAUUGCUCCUUCAAAUCUUGGUGUUGAAUUUGACAGCUCUCUUUCUGCUAUCUUUCACUGGAGUUGGUAUUCCUGAAGUCUAGAUAAACAUGUGUUUAUACUCUGGACUUGUUAAUCCUGGUACUUAAAAUACCUGUUCAAGUUUUGCGGAAAGCAUCACUCUUCAGUCUUCAGUCAAAACCAAUUCAAAUUUAUACAUACUGUUUUGAGCUUUUA
Molecule: messenger RNA, 3338 nt
Organism: Daucus carota subsp. sativus
Lineage: Eukaryota; Viridiplantae; Streptophyta; Magnoliopsida; Apiales; Apiaceae
Product: eukaryotic translation initiation factor 3 subunit A
Exons: 14
Coding region: 192-3038 (948 amino acids)
Biological process (GO): formation of cytoplasmic translation initiation complex; translation reinitiation
Cellular component (GO): eukaryotic translation initiation factor 3 complex, eIF3e; eukaryotic translation initiation factor 3 complex, eIF3m; multi-eIF complex
Molecular function (GO): translation initiation factor activity; mRNA binding
Source: RefSeq, a predicted model, not a curated record